GCCACCAAGGUGGUCCUCAUCUGGGCGCUGGCCGCGCUGCUCAUGCUGGGCACCCGCUCCCUGCGCAACACCAUGGCGCCGCCCCUCGUGGUCGGCUCGGACGGGCCCGACUUCUGCUUCACCUUUACGCACAUGUUCCGCUCCGACAGCUCCAGGCAGACGUGGCUGUAUGUCCUGGACUGCCUCUUCUCCGUGCUCGUCGUCCACACGCUCGUGGUGUUCGUGUGGCGCGGGGCGUGGUGCAUCUUCGACAUCUUCCUCUACCCGAAGCGCUACGACUGGUCCGCCUGGGGAUCGCUGACCAUCGGCUACUGCAUCACCAUCGUGGCAUUCAGCCUGCAACCGUGUAUGAUGUCCGUAGUGCAGAGGAUGUCCGGCUUCUCACGGGUCCUUGUCGUUGACAUCUACCACUUGUUCUCCUUCUUCGGGACUGUCAAUGUGUGGAGGGGCGUCUGGAACCUCCUCAACUUCUACUUUCUUCCGGAUAACCCUGUGGCCAGCAAUUGGAUCAGUCACGUAUUGCCGUUCCUACUGCUGGUGCUGCUCAACAGCGCCAACUCCAUCCUGGUUCGCGGCGUGUACAUCGACGCCGAAGAGGAGGGCGGCCAGUGCGUCGAGUUCCCCAUUUACUACCUCAGGCUUUUGCCCUGCACUCCCUCUCUUUCUUUUUCCAGCUCCAGGCAGACGUGGCUGUAUGUCCUGGACUGCCUCUUCUCCGUGCUCGUCGUCCACACGCUCGUGGUGUUCGUGUGGCGCGGGGCGUGGUGCAUCUUCGACAUCUUCCUCUACCCGAAGCGCUACGACUGGUCCGCCUGGGGAUCGCUGACCAUCGGCUACUGCAUCACCAUCGUGGCGUUCAGCCUGCAACCAUGUAUGAUGUCCGUAGUGCAGAGGAUGUCCGGCUUCUCACGGGUCCUUGUCGUUGACAUCUACCACUUGUUCUCCUUCUUCGGGACUGUCAAUGUGUGGAGGGGCGUCUGGAACCUCCUCAACUUCUACUUUCUUCCGGGAUGCACAGGAGCACUGAAUGUGUUAAAGGUGCCCACAAUACGACUGUCGUAA
Frankliniella occidentalis (western flower thrips) is the source of this 1062-nucleotide messenger RNA. RefSeq lists its product as uncharacterized. The transcript is spliced from 7 exons. The coding region runs from base 43 to 1062 and encodes 339 amino acids. The record is from RefSeq and is a predicted model, not a curated record. Gene Ontology annotation, biological process: neuron-neuron synaptic transmission; clustering of voltage-gated calcium channels; neuromuscular synaptic transmission. Gene Ontology annotation, cellular component: presynaptic membrane. NCBI's taxonomy places the organism in Eukaryota, Metazoa, Arthropoda, Insecta, Thysanoptera, Thripidae.